Messenger RNA from Plasmopara halstedii, 840 nucleotides. Its product is annotated as glycoside hydrolase. The coding region runs from base 1 to 840 and encodes 279 amino acids. The record is from RefSeq and is a predicted model, not a curated record. The transcript is spliced from 2 exons. Lineage: Eukaryota; Oomycota; Peronosporomycetes; Peronosporales; Peronosporaceae.
AUGAGCAGACUUCAAGUGAGCAACCUCUUUGACGUCAAGGACAAAGUCGUAGUUAUCACGGGUGGUGGAUCUGGUAUUGGUAAGAUGAUGGCCGAUGGCUUUGUACAGAACGGUGCUAAGGUCUACAUCGCCUCACGCAAGCUCAGAUUUUGUGAAGCCUCAGCCAAGGAGCUUAAUUCAAAUGGGCCAGGUCAAUGUAUUGCGUUGCAAGCUAAUUUAGAGAAUGAAGCUGGCUGCAAGGAGCUAGCCGAGCAGAUUGCUCAAAGAGAGAAGAAAGUGGAUGUUCUUAUUAAUAAUUCGGGUGUCUCGUGGGGCGGAGACUUUGAUCAUCAUCCAGAGUCAGCUUGGAACAAAGUGCUGGCCGUAAAUGUGACGUCACCUUUUCACUUGACCAAAUAUCUCCUUCCGCUGCUAGAUGCCGCCGCAACAUCGUCAGACGCAGCUCGUGUUAUUAAUGUUGGCUCAGUGGCUGGUCUUAUGCCACAGCGAAUUGAUACGAUUGCUUACGAUACAUCCAAGGCAGCUAUUCACCAUAUGACUCGCGUUUUGGCGGCCAAGCUAGCGCAACGUCCCAACGGCGGGCAUAUUCUCGUGAAUGCGAUUGCUCCAGGUGUUGUGCCAUCAAAUAUGGUGAAUAGUUUAUUAAAAACUACUGGCUUAAGUAUGGAUGACUAUGCCAAAAGUCUACCUGUUGAAAGAGUUGGUCAGGACUCGGAUAUGGCUGGACUUGCCAUCUUUCUCUCGUCCAAAGCGUCAGGAUGGAUUACAGGUGUGGUCAUUACCGCGGACGGUGGCUUAGUUCAUACCAUGGAAGUUGGCAUGCACUCUUCUAAGCUUUAA